AUGUCAUCCAACGACAAUCCCCCCGAGUCUGAGCCCGCAGCUCCCAAGAAAGGCGCCCGCUUCUGGCUCGUCUUUAUCGCCAUCGCUCUAACGACUUUCCUCGCCGCCCUCGACACGUCCAUUAUUUCCACGGCCCUUCCAACAAUUACUUCAGAUCUAGGCUCCAAUUCUCUCUACGUCUGGAUUGUUGACUCCUACCUCCUCGCUUCAACGGCCACUAUUCCCAUCUUUGCGCAAGCUGCCAACAUCUAUGGACGUCGCAGUCUUACACUCAUCGCCGUGUGCCUGUUCACCCUUGGCAGCGGCCUCUGCGGCGGCGCCCAUAAUACCGCCAUGAUGAUCGGAGGUCGCUCUGUCCAAGGUGUUGGCGGCGGCGGCAUCCUCACAAUGUCGGAGAUUGUCGUCUGCGAUAUGGUCUCUGUCCGCGAACGGGGCAUGUACGCUGGAAUCAUCGGUGGUGUCUGGGCUAUCGCAUCAGUCAUCGCUCCCAUCAUGGGCGGCGCCUUUGCUCAGAACGUCUCAUGGCGAUGGAUCUUUUACAUCAACCUCCCCAUCUCUGGCGUCGUACUCGUCGCUUUGAUCGUCUUCCUCAAGCUCGCCCGCCCCCCAGCGGGCACGUUCAAGGAACAAAUGUCACGAAUUGACUGGGGCGGCAGCGUCCUCUUGAUCGCCUCAGUCACGGCCGUUGUUCUUGCUUUGAGCUGGGGAGGCUCUCAGCAUCCUUGGUCUUCGUGGCGAACCCUCGUUCCUUUGAUCCUUGGUCUCGUCGGUCAAUUGGCCUUCUUUGCCUACCAAGGUGCACCUUGGCUCAAGGAGCCGACAAUGCCUUUGCGCUUGUUUGGCAAUAGGACCUCGUCGACCCUCUUCGUCAUCAGCUUUGUCCACAGUAUGCUGCUUUUCUGGGUCUGCUACUUUCUCCCCGUCUACUUCCAAGCUGUCAAAGAGGCCAGCCCUGCUCGCUCAGCCGUCAUGCUCUUCCCCAUAGCCACCACGAGCGCCCCAGGCGGUGUCAUUGCCGGCAUCGCCAUCACAAAGACAGGCAAGUACCGAGUUUGGCACUUUGUCGGCUUCGCUCUUAUGUCAAUCUCGUGUGGCCUUUUUACGCUCCUCGACGAUAAAUCGUCAAUUGGUCGCUGGGUCGGUUUUCAGUUACUCUUCGGUUUCGGCACAGGCUUCGUCUUUACCAGUUGUCUUCCGCCCAUCUUGGCCAGUCUUCCCGACUCUGACGUCGCCACUGCCACGGGCGCGUGGACCUUUUUGCGCAACUUUGGCUCCAUCUGGGGAAUUGCCAUCCCAGCCGCAGCCUUCAACACACGCGUCAAUUCGUCUCUUGACAAGGUGUCGGAUGGUUCUGUUCGAGAAAUGCUCAUCAAUGGCGGAGCCUACGAACAUGCGACCAAGACAUUUAUCCAGGCCGUUAACAGUACCCCCAGGCUCAAAGCUGAGAUUGUCCAGGUCUACAUGGAUGGACUGAAAUUGGUCUGGCAGGUCUCGAUCGCCUUUUCUGUGCUUGGCUUCGUCCUGGCCUUUUUAGUCAAGUCGCUGACGCUACGCGAUGAACUCAACACGGAGUUUGGCCUGGAGGAGAAGGAGACGACCAAGGAGAAGUCCAGCGAGGAGGGGAAUACCUCGUAA
Messenger RNA from Fusarium vanettenii 77-13-4, 1635 nucleotides. RefSeq lists its product as uncharacterized. Gene Ontology annotation, molecular function: transmembrane transporter activity. Gene Ontology annotation, biological process: transmembrane transport. Lineage: Eukaryota; Fungi; Ascomycota; Sordariomycetes; Hypocreales; Nectriaceae. The record is from RefSeq and is a predicted model, not a curated record. The transcript has a single exon. Bases 1 to 1635 code for a protein of 544 amino acids.